Molecule: messenger RNA, 1728 nt
Organism: Oppiella nova
Lineage: Eukaryota; Metazoa; Arthropoda; Arachnida; Sarcoptiformes; Oppiidae
Source: the annotation of a GenBank genome assembly
AUGUUGAAAACUGGACGGAAGGACAGAGCGCCGGUAGUUCAGUGGGAAAGAAGAGUUGGUCUCAGGAGUGACACAAAUAUGAAGCAAUCGAUGGACCGAUUGGGCGAUGAUUUGUGUCAACACUUAUUGUCUUACCUAUCGCUCGAAGACCGGUUCCGAUGUGAAUGUGUGUCCAAACAGUGGCAGCGAUUGAUAUACACGACCGUAACGGAGAUAACUCACGAGGACUUGGACUCCAAUGAGUUGACUAUAACUGAGAAGACGUUGGACUCAAUACUCAAGAAAUGCCAAAACGUGAAGACAUUAGUCGUGAACCGCAAACACAACCCGUGGUUGGACUCAAUCACCAAACGGUGCACUCAUUUGAAUGCCAUUCAUAUGACACUCAAUGAUAGCGUAAGCGUUGAGUCAAUUGAGAGGUUUUUCCGACACUUUGGCCGACAGUUAAGUGCAGUGAAUGUGUUAGUGUUGACCGAAAAUGACGACUUGAUGUCCACCACGAGUGCGGGUCUGAAACGGUGUCCAAACAUAAGCCGUCUUAUAGUGAAUGAGUGCGAGAAUGGGAUCAAUGUUUUGCGGCUAUUAUGCGGCGAUAAUGGGAAUGAGGUUUCGUUCGCAAGACUACAGAAAAUACACAUUUAUUUCGAUACAGAAAACGUCAACCAUUUCGAGACGUUUGCCAAAAGCUAUAGAAAUACUGUGAAAGCGAUUGAUGUGUUCGUCGAUGACUUCAACACCGAUGACAAGUGUAUUGAUAUACUGAUGACUGGUUUGUCGCGAAUGUCGGCUUUGGUCGACUUGAAAGUCACGUUUAAACCCGAUUUCAGUGUUUUUCUAAACCAUUUGAAACAAAUUGGCGUCAAUUGUCUGAACCUCAAGAGUGUGUCUCUGGUUAUCGAUAUCGAUAGCAAUGAAAACUUAAGUGAAUUAAUGAAAACAAUUAAUGAAAACUUGAAACAAUUAAAACGACUCCAAAUUAGCGGCAAUUUUCCCGAAGAGUUUGCGUUAACGAGUGAAUCACUGCAUCGAUUGAAACGAUUAACUCAUCUCACGAUAAAUACCCCCAAAAAUGACGACCUAUUCCUUGUGGGCAUCGAUCGACACCUACCGGCCCUCCAGAGCCUACAUAUAAGAUACGCCAAAAUCACGAAACCGGCGCUCAAUUCAUUGUCUCGUUUACCGAAACUACAGACUAUUAUCAUGUGUGACAUAACGGGCUAUACGAGCAAAACGGUUGUCCAGCGGUUGAACGACAUGUGCCCUAAACUCCGGUCUAUUACUAUUAAACAGCGUAACCCUAAGUGGGAACUCAUAAACAGCAAAUUGGAUCAACUGUUAGCUUACUUACAGGCGCUGCCCGAUGGGGACGGGGGUGAGGGAGAAGUGUAUAACCAGUGUAUGAUUCAAAGCGAUGAUCUCAUUAAGGUUAGGCUAGUUUUGGCCACAUUGAGAAUCAAACCACUUGGACAAUCGGUGGCCACCACUCAGAUCACGGAACAAAUUCAGGUGAUAAUCACCGCAUUCAUGACGAACCCUAUGAUCAACACUUCGGCCAAUACUAGUGAACACAACUCCGUCCAAACGGAUCCAUUGAUCAUUGGAUUCCAGUUUAAGGCCAACAACCACACGGGAAAGGCUACUGAACUGUCCGAAGCUCUGGUAGGACUGGUCUCUUCCUUGGCCACACCUCUCGACCAGAUCUCGGUGUUGGCGAAGAAUGGAAAUUGA